This is a messenger RNA of Cololabis saira (Pacific saury), 1197 nucleotides long. Its product is annotated as zinc finger protein 436-like. Gene Ontology annotation, cellular component: nucleus. Lineage: Eukaryota; Metazoa; Chordata; Actinopteri; Beloniformes; Belonidae. The coding region runs from base 1 to 1197 and encodes 398 amino acids. The transcript is spliced from 5 exons. The record is from RefSeq and is a predicted model, not a curated record.
AUGCCUCCAGAAGAUUCUGGUGUUACAAAGUCUUCCUCCACAAUUGAAGAUUUGGAACAGAUGGACACGGAGAAUCAGUUCUGCAGUCCAACUGAAAUGGAGACAGUUGUCAACAGUGAGAGGUGUCAGAAACAUAGCCUGGUGUGUGCAACUGUCUCCCCCUUGGACAAGUGUCUCCAGUGUGUGGGACCUGUGUCCUCCCUCAAGUGGCUUGGCUAUAAAUGCAGAGACCCCCCACAAGAGAAUGUUUGUAAGGUGGAGGAGGACGGGGUUUUCAGUGACCAGCACCUGGAUAACCUGGAGAGGAGCUGCAGCCCGGACCAGGAGGAACCAGGGCAUCCACAGACUACAGAACUGGAGGAAGACUCCAGCGGUCAGGAGAUGAAGCAUGAGGACGUAGAGGUGGAUGUCUCAUUGGUCAAUGUCGCUGAUGUGAAAGUUGAAAAUGGUGAACCAGGACCAAACUGUGGCCAGCUGCUGUUGCACACUUCUCCUGAAGCUCAAAACAAAGAUGAGGAAGGGACUGAAAGUUUACGCUCAGACUCCAGUAAAACUGCAGAUCCGGAGCCAAUGAGACGACACGGUGACCACGAAGAUGCUGCUGUCCCGUCAGACAGCAACUGUAAACCAAAGCUGACCAGGACCCACACGGGGAAGAAGGUAUUUUCUUGCAGCACUUGCAGGAAACAGUUCAGUAAAGGUUGUAAUUUAAUGGAUCACGUGAAGAUCCACACUGGCGAAAGGCCAUACCUGUGCAACACCUGCGGAAAAACCUUUACUACAUUAUCAAAUCUUAAACGGCACAUAACCACACACACGGGCGAGAAGCCCUACAUGUGCAAAACAUGUGGAAAAAGUUACACAGAUCGUUCCGGCCUGCUGGUUCACUCGAGGACCCACACCGGCGAAAAGCCAUACCUGUGCAACACUUGCAGCAAAACCUUUACUAAAUCAUCACAUCUUAAAAGCCACAUAUACACGCACACGGGCGAGAAGCCCUACAUCUGCAAAACAUGUGGAAAAAGUUACACAGAACGUUCAACCCUGGUGAUUCACUCGAGGAUCCACACGGGCGAAAGGCCGUACCUGUGCAACACCUGCAACAAAACCUUUACUCAAUUAUCAUCUCUUAAACAGCACAUAACCACGCACAUGGACGAGAAGCCUGAUGCUGCUGCUCCAGCAGACACACCAUAA